Messenger RNA from Acanthopagrus latus (yellowfin seabream), 1870 nucleotides. RefSeq names its product twist2 (gene twist2). The coding region runs from base 734 to 1228 and encodes 164 amino acids. Gene Ontology annotation, molecular function: protein dimerization activity; RNA polymerase II transcription regulatory region sequence-specific DNA binding; DNA-binding transcription factor activity, RNA polymerase II-specific. The record is from RefSeq and is a predicted model, not a curated record. Gene Ontology annotation, biological process: regulation of transcription by RNA polymerase II; developmental process. Lineage: Eukaryota; Metazoa; Chordata; Actinopteri; Spariformes; Sparidae. The transcript is spliced from 2 exons.
AUAAAAGGCCCUGUGGCGCGCAGAGUUAUUACUCAGAGAACAAAUGGAGUUUAUACAACAGUCAUUCAGUAGUUUUAUGGAGCUGCGCGGCUCAGACUGAUGUACAAACACUCCAGCUCCAUAAAAACGCAGAUACGUCGACAUGUUUCUUUCAGGGAAAAUUACUCAUAAAUUGUACAAAUUCAAACCACGUAUUAAAGAUUUUUACAGAUAGUUAUGAAGAGAUUAAACACGUUAUUUAUAAAUGUACUAAUUGUGGUUCAACUUAUCAUUCAAACACUCAGACCCAGUCUAGUUAAUGAUGAGACUAACUGUGCGCAAAAACGAAGAAUCCAACAAAUGUCCGCUGCUGUGACAGUAAAUAAGCGGCUCGUUUCAGUCACAUCCCGGACACAUGAAACCAUGACUGGUCCCUCCUGCUUAUUAACGGACCGAGGCGCGCUCUGGCUCCCCCUCCGCCCUCCAGACCCCUCCCCCUCCACCCUCAAAACUAUUUAGCAUCUGAAACCGGGAUAAAGUUUCCAAAAAAAUUUGAAGGAAAAAACCCUCCUGCGUGUGGAGAGAAGCGUGCCAGCCUCCCAGUUUUGAGAGCAGUUUCUUCCCAACGCGAGAAGCGCACACAGCGCGACAUCCUCCCGCUCCUCUGUACGGAUAUCUACACACUCCUGUAACCACGGCUUCAACGGUGGACAGCGUUUUUUCCGCUCUAUCCCUGCAUUUCUUCAAGAAAGAAAUGGAAGAGGGCUCCAGUUCUCCGGUCUCCCCUGUGGAUAGUCUGGUGACCAGCGACGAGGAGCUGGACAGACAGCAGAAACGCUUCGCGAGGAAGAGAGGCAGCAGUAAAAAGUCCAGCGAGGACAGCAGCGGCAGCAGCCCGGGGCCGCAGAAACGGGGCAAGAAGCCGAGUCCGAGCAGCACCCAGUCAUACGAGGAGCUGCAGAACCAGCGCGUCCUGGCCAACGUGCGGGAGAGGCAACGGACUCAGUCUCUGAACGAGGCCUUCGCGUCUUUGCGCAAAAUCAUCCCCACGCUGCCGUCGGACAAACUGAGCAAGAUACAGACGCUGAAGCUCGCCUCCAGAUACAUUGAUUUCCUCUGUCAGGUGCUGCAGAGCGACGAGAUGGACAACAAGAUGUCCAGCUGCAGCUACGUCGCGCACGAAAGACUCAGUUACGCGUUCUCCGUGUGGAGGAUGGAGGGCGCCUGGUCUAUGUCAGCAUCUCACUAGCACGCAGAGACCUUCACUCACAAUGCCAAAGCGACUGUUUACUUCUACAAAAAGUACGAAGACCAAAAGGAAUUAUUGAAGAACCCAUCGACCUCAUGGCGCAGAGACGUAAUGUGGCCCACAGAUACACACUUCUUGUGGAGUGUGUGUGUGUGUGUGCGCGCGUGUAUGUGUGUGUGUGUGUGUGUGUGUGUGUGUGUGUGUGGAUGCAGAUUCAUCACACUGCUUCUGACUGUCAGGAGCUGUUUGUGAAGAGGAGGAGGAGGAAAGAGGAGGAAGAAGAAGGAGUGUGUAGGCCGGAGGGAUGUGAGCGCUCGGAUUUACGGCCUGUCAGCGAAGCCAUCCUUUAAUCGGUUUACUUUGUUUUUUGUUUUGUUUUUUUUAGAAGGAUUUAUAUAUAUUUUUUGUUUUUGAAAAAAGACUUUAAACCAAAGUAUAAAUAUAUAUAAAUGAAUGCAUAUUGUACAUACCAGUGUAAGUGCGCCUAUAGCCUGUAAAGGGACCAAUGCAAUCUUAGAGUCGUUCGCUGCAUGGAUUUAUAUUUUCACCGACUUACUCUUUUUUUCUUCAGCAAGUCUCCAAACUCCGUCCAAAAUGUACAUUUUUUUGUUUUUUGUUUUUUUGCUUAUUUAUUAAAACACA